CUCAUAACAAGAAGUAAGAUGGCCGCCGUCGACACCAGUUUAUCGAGUCAAAAUCCCGCCAAGAAAGAAGAUGAAUUCAACGAAUUUUAUUCAGAGGUGAAAGAAAUCGAAAAGAGAGAUUCUGUGUUGACUCCUAAACAACAAAUCGACAGAUUAUUGAGACCUGGCUCAUCUUACUUCAAUUUGAAUCCAUUUGAAGUUCUACAAAUUGAUCCAAGCACACCAAUAGAUGAAAUCAAAAAGAAAUAUCGUCGUAUGUCAAUUUUGGUACAUCCAGACAAGAAUCAAGAUGAUGCCGAAAGAGCACAACAAGCCUUUGAAAUUGUUAACAAGGCAUGGAAAACACUGGAAAAUGAAGAAACCAGAUCAAAAUGCAUGGAUGUGAUUGAAGAAGCCAAAGCUCGAACUGACCACAUGAUUGCAGAAAAGAAAAAAAAAUUAAAGAAGGAUGGAAAGUCAGAGAAUUCUAGUUCAUCUCUUUUGGAAGAAGAAACCGAGGAGGGUUACAGACAUGCAGUUUGGGUCAUGACAAUGAAACUAUUUGCCGAUAUGGAACGAAGAAGACGAGAACUGGCCACGAGAGAUGCUGAACAGCGUAAGAGAAAACGCGAGGAGGAAUUAUCUGCAGAAGCUCAGGCGGCAUUGGAACGGGAGUGGCAACGAAAUUUUGAAGAAUCCAGACAAUCGCGCGUUGACAGCUGGAAAGCAUUCCAAUCCGGCGCGAGCGCAACAAAACAAAAGAAAGCGAAGAAGCUCAAAGCCUUCAGGCCACCAAAAACGAAGGCAGAGUCGCGAUAAUCGCGAUUCUUCCUAUUCUCUUCACUUCCGUCGUACAUAUUCUGACUUCGACACAAUAUUUUAUCUUAGCGAGAUUUGCCGCGUUAAAAUAGACUAAGCAAUCACAUUAUUUGAUGUUGAUCGAAUAACAAAAGUCCCAAGGUAAGUAGUCGUAAACAGAUUCUCAAUUUUGUUGCCGGAUUCCACAUCAAUAUUUGAAUUUCUGAAAGAUUAUUCUUAUAUUAAAAUGAGGUCAAGUAUUUUUUAAUCUCUUAAAAAAUAAAAAAUAACAUUGACACUCUGUUUAUGAUGAGCUCUCAGUCUUUUACUUUAUGAAAACUUAUUUAUAUUAUUAUUAUUAUUAUUAUUAUUUUGUAAUAUGCGCACACAUACGAUUGUUACAAUUCGUCAAAGUUUGGGAGCAACUGAUCGUGAGUUUACUUCAUCCCUUAGAUAAUUCUGAUUUGAAUCAGAAUGAGAAUGUAAAGAUGUAAAUGCUAGUGUUACUUGAACAAAAUUGAUGUUGAGAUACGUGUUGAGAGAAGUGUAAAACAACCAAUGCAAAUUAUGUAGCAUACGAUUUAAAAUUUCUUGGUCUUAUUAAGAAUAAAAACUUCCUAUUUUUCAGUAAAAAAAGAGAAAGUAUGAGUGCGUGCGUUUUUUUUUAUUUUAAUGCAUUUUUGAUAAGCGAAAAAUAAUACCAGAGAUUUUAUUCUUAGAGAUAUUUAUAUACAGACCAAGAACUUUUGAAUUUUACUACAAAUAUGGCGAAUGAAUGAGAAAUACGUAUCUUUACAAUUUACCAAUAUAUACAAGUUAAGUGCAAUUUCGUAUGCAUGUGUGAGAGCGUGCAGCUUAUUUCGGAUAUAAUUUGUGAAUCACAAGAAUUUUUGACGAAAAGAACAAAUAUAAGUUCCGUUUAUUUAAAAUAAUUUCAACAGUUGUGUGAUAAAUUAAGCAGGUUUCUACUUAAAAAAUGGUUGUUCAAAUAGUUUUCACAGUGUACGACACGAUUGUAAACGUCUUUUCUGACUUCUAUUUUUUGUUGCAAAAUUUAAAAUCUGUAUUGAAUUGUUUGAUAAGUUCGUAGCGUUUUGCAACAGAUUUCUUUAUGAAUAAAUGCGAUUAUGUGACAUCGACGAAUUAUGAUGUCAUGAUGCGUAUAAACAAAUAAAAAAGAAAAACAAGACGAAAGUUUCUUUCGAUAAGCAUAUUACAUGUACAUACAUUGGCAAUACCUCUGCGUACAUUAUAACAAUCGUCAAUUUUAUAAUCUACAUGUGUCUCGUACAUUACUAUUGAACUACCAUAAUUACGAUCGUCCUUUAUCGCGUAGAGAAAGUAACGAUGACUGCGUGUUUUAUUAUAUAUAAUAUACAUAUACGCGCGAUAAAAUUGAAAACAAAACUGAAGAACUUCGCGAUAGCGUAUUUAAAAUAUAAAUGUUUAAAUUAAAAAUAAUAAAUAAUGAAAAUGAUGUGAUGUUAAUAUAGA
Pseudomyrmex gracilis is the source of this 2271-nucleotide messenger RNA. RefSeq names its product dnaJ homolog subfamily C member 8. The transcript has 6 exons. Lineage: Eukaryota; Metazoa; Arthropoda; Insecta; Hymenoptera; Formicidae. The coding region runs from base 19 to 798 and encodes 259 amino acids. Gene Ontology annotation, cellular component: nucleus. The record is from RefSeq and is a predicted model, not a curated record.